AUGAAGGACGAAGCCAAGGCCGAAAUUUACCCCCGAUACUGCUUCCACCUGUCGCCCACGGUCAACAAAUGGUGUCUCUUUCGCGCAUGCGAGAUCCACGCCUUGGACCAGCGUCCCGGCUUUGAAGGGGAGGGAUUCUACUUUCACCGAAAUCUGCCAAUAAAAUGGGUGCGCAUCGUCGGCGUCGUCGUCGCCAUCGACGAGUACGCGGGCCGCAGGGUCUACACCAUUGACGACAGCAGCGCCGCGUGCAUCGAGGCGCUGGUGUCAUUGGCGGCCACGAAGGAUGCCGAUGGCCCAUCGCUGUACCCGGACAUCGACGUUGGUGCCGUCGUCGACGUCAAAGGCAGCCUCUCCACCUUCCGAAACGAGCGGCAGAUCAAGAUCGAGAAGAUGUUUCUCGUGAGAGGUACGACGCAGGAGGUGACGCUCUGGGAAAAGAGAGGCACAUUCCGCCGAGAUGUCCUCGACACGCCCUGGGUUCUCAGCCUCCGGGAGGUGCGUAGAUGUCGCAAGGAGGCCGAGAGAUGCGAGGCGGCGGGCGAGGGCUCGAAGCGGUGGCUUGCGACAACAAUGUCCGAACGUACCGCCGUCCGAACGAUGAAGGCACAAAUGCCACUGUCUGCAGGGGAGCCAAAGGAUAAGAAACGAGGGCGCGAUGCGCUUGGGGCAGUGCAAGAGUUGAUUCGAGAUGGAGCUGUCAAGGGCAAGUAUAGCGCCCUGGGCUUGUGA
This is a messenger RNA of Drechmeria coniospora, 732 nucleotides long. Its product is annotated as Protein stn1. The coding region runs from base 1 to 732 and encodes 243 amino acids. NCBI's taxonomy places the organism in Eukaryota, Fungi, Ascomycota, Sordariomycetes, Hypocreales, Ophiocordycipitaceae. The transcript has 2 exons. The record is from RefSeq and is a predicted model, not a curated record.